AAUGCCAAGCUUAUGUCUCAGGCAACCACCACCCCAGAUAGGCCACAUAAUUGGUGAAUUCAGUCCCGCACCACCUUUCAGUUUCCCGCCAAAUCAGGAUUUAAAUGACUCUGAUGGUGCCUCAAUGACACCUACCCACUCAAACCGAAAGAUAUUCAUUGCAUUAUACGACUAUGAUGCAAGGACCACAGAAGAUCUGAGCUUCAAGAAAGGAGAGCACCUGGAAAUACUAAACGAUCUACAAGGUGAUUGGUGGUACGCGAGGUCGAAGACCAGUCGACAAGAGGGUUACAUUCCGUCUAAUUAUGUUGCUGCUUUGAAAAGCUUAGAAUCAGAACCGUGGUAUUUCGGUAAAAUAAAGAGAAUUGAAGCUGAGAAGAAACUAUUACUUCCCGAAAAUCAGCAUGGCGCUUAUCUUAUUCGAGAUAGUGAAAGUCGCAAAAACGACUACUCCUUGUCAGUUAGAGAUGGUGAUACGGUCAAACAUUACAGGAUUCGACAAUUGGAUAAUGGCGGAUUUUUCAUUGCUAAAAGGGUGUCAUUUGCAACCUUACAAGAACUAGUAGGUCAUUAUACAAAUGAUUCCGAUGGUCUAUGUGUCAAUCUAAGGAAUCCAUGCACUUGCGUUGAGAAACCACAAACGGUUGGUUUAUCGUACAAUACCAAGGAUCAGUGGGAGAUUCCCAAGAGCGAUUUAAGAAGAAUCAGAAAAAUUGGCCACGGACAAUUUGGCGAAGUUUACGAAGGAUUAUGGAAUAAUACAACUCCUGUGGCAGUUAAAACCUUGAAACCGGGAACUAUGGAUCCAAAAGAUUUCUUGGAAGAAGCCCAUAUCAUGAAAAAACUUCGCCACAAACAUCUCAUUCAAUUAUAUGCUGUCUGCACAAAGGAUGAGCCUAUUUUUAUUGUUACUGAAUUAAUGAAAAAUGGCUCUUUGCUGGAAUAUCUCCAAGGAAAUAAAGGAAGAAUUUUGAAACUGCCAACUUUAAUUGAUAUUGCUGCUCAAAUUGCCAGUGGAAUGGCUUAUCUAGAGUCGCAAAACUACAUACAUCGAGAUUUGGCCGCUAGAAAUAUUUUAGUAGGAGAUAAUAACAUGGUAAAAAUAGCUGAUUUUGGCUUGGCCAGAGUUAUUAAGGAGGAUGAAUACGAAGCUAGAGUGGGUGCUAGAUUUCCCAUUAAAUGGACGGCGCCGGAAGCUGCCAAUUUUAACAGAUUUACUAUCAAAUCCGACGUUUGGUCUUUUGGUAUUCUUUUAACUGAAAUUGUUACUUAUGGUCGUAUACCGUAUCCGGGUAUGACCAACGCUGAUGUUCUUCAGCAAGUAGAGAACGGGUAUAGAAUGCCUUGUCCUCCCGGAUGUCCCCAAACCCUUUACGAGAUUAUGGUCGAAUGUUGGAAUAAAGAUGAAAAUCAAAGGCCCACAUUCGAAACACUGCAAUGGAAAUUGGAGGAGUUUUUUACAUUGACCGGCAGUGAGUACAGGGAUAUGACGUCUAUGCCUAUAAGAUGA
Molecule: messenger RNA, 1510 nt
Organism: Dimorphilus gyrociliatus
Lineage: Eukaryota; Metazoa; Annelida; Polychaeta; Dinophilidae
Source: the annotation of a GenBank genome assembly